Messenger RNA from Serinus canaria (Common canary), 875 nucleotides. It is a transcript of the gene C1QL2, whose product is annotated as complement C1q like 2. Bases 1 to 819 code for a protein of 272 amino acids. Lineage: Eukaryota; Metazoa; Chordata; Aves; Passeriformes; Fringillidae. The record is from RefSeq and is a predicted model, not a curated record. Gene Ontology annotation, molecular function: protein binding. The transcript has 2 exons.
AUGGCCGUCGCGCUGCUGGUCGCCGUGCCCCUGCUGCUGCUGCAAGCGCCCGCCGACACCGGCGCCCACUACGAGAUGAUGGGCACCUGCCGCAUGAUCUGCGACCCGUACAGCGGCGGGCGGCCGCCCGGGCCCGGCAGCACCGCCGCCGUGGAGGCCCUGCAGGACCUGGGCGCCAACCCCCCGCCGCCCUUCGUGCAGGGACCCAAGGGGGAGCCGGGCCGGCCGGGCAAGCCGGGCCCCCGCGGGCCGCCCGGGGAGCCGGGCCCGCCGGGUCCGCGGGGCCCGCCGGGGGAGCGGGGCGACGCGGGGAAGCCGGGGCUGCCCGGGCUGGCGCUGGCGGGCGCGGGCGGCGGCGGGAGCGGCGGCGGGGCGGCGGCGGGCGGCGAGGCGGCGGGCGGGCUGAGCGCCGCCUUCAGCGGGCCGCGCAUCGCCUUCUACGUGGGGCUCAAGAGCCCCCACGAGGGCUAUGAGGUCCUCAAGUUCGACGACGUGGUGACCAACCUGGGCAACCACUACGACCCGGCCAGCGGCAAGUUCACCUGCCAGGUGCGCGGCAUCUACUUCUUCACCUACCACAUCCUCAUGCGCGGCGGCGACGGCACCAGCAUGUGGGCCGACCUCUGCAAGAACGGCCAGGUGCGGGCCAGUGCCAUCGCCCAGGACGCAGACCAGAACUACGACUAUGCCAGCAACAGCGUGGUGCUGCACCUGGACUCCGGCGACGAAGUGUAUGUCAAGCUGGAUGGAGGCAAAGCACACGGAGGCAACAACAAUAAGUACAGCACUUUCUCUGGCUUUCUUUUAUACCCUGAUUAACACACAAGUGACACGACACAACUGGCCCCGCCACUGAUGCACAUGAGGCGGCUUGG